UCUUGCCAUUCUGAAAUCAUCAAGACCAUGUUUUCGAGCGACCGGAUAUUGGGAAUCUUCUUUCUGUCUCAGACCAUGGUCGGCGUGCUGGGGAAUUCAGCGAUGUUCACGAUGUACGUCCACAUCUUCGUGGCUGAGCCCCAGCAGAAGAAGCCCACGGACCUGAUCCUCACCCACCUGACGGUGACCAACACCAUGACCCUCCUCACCCAGGGGGUCCCGGAGGUGAUGGUGGCCUUCGGAAUGAAGAAUAUUAUGGAUGACGGGGGGUGCAAGGUCCUAUGUUACAUCAGGAGAGUGGCCCGGGGCCUCUCCAUCUGUUUCACCUGUCUCCUGAGCGUGUUCCAGGCCGUCACCAUCAGUCCCAGAUCCUCCUGGUGGUCCCAGUUCAAACCCAGAGCCUCCAGAUACAUCCUCCCUUCUUUCUUCAUCUUCUGGAUCUCCAACUUGAUGAUCUACACCAGCUUAAUCGAAUCCGCCCAAGCCACCAAUAAUAUCACGAUGACAGAACACAUGUACAUUUCAAAAUACUGUUCUACGGUGCCCAAGAGUAGUGAGUUCACUGUCCUGACUCUAUUUACCACGACCUUUGGAGAUGUCCUCUUGGUAUUUCUCAUGAGCUGGGCCAGCGGCCACAUGGUGAUGGUGUUACAUCGACACCACAGACAAGUCCAGCACAUCCGCAGCAGCGGUCGCUCCCCGAAAUCCUCCACGGAGACCAGAGCCAUUCACACCAUCCUGCUCCUUGUCAGCUGCUUCGUUUGCUUCUAUUGGCUGAACAGUUUCAUCAAUAUUUAUUUAAGUUUCGUGAAGGGAUAUGAGGGUGAGGCGCAGGGCACGACGGCCUUCCUGUCGUCAUGUUUCCCCUCCAUCUCCCCUUUGGUGCUGAUCACCAGGGACCCCCGCUUCCCCCGGCCCCACUGUCUCAUCAAGAAGGUGAAAUUCCCUUCUCCUUCUGGGAUUUCCAGCGAUGUGGAUAUCACAACUCAAAUCUGUUCCGUCUCCAGUGUCCUCUGGGAAGACUCCAGUCCGUUGGAAUGA
This is a messenger RNA of Tachyglossus aculeatus (Australian echidna), 1041 nucleotides long. Its product is annotated as vomeronasal type-1 receptor 4-like. The transcript has a single exon. Gene Ontology annotation, cellular component: membrane. Gene Ontology annotation, biological process: G protein-coupled receptor signaling pathway. Lineage: Eukaryota; Metazoa; Chordata; Mammalia; Monotremata; Tachyglossidae. The coding region runs from base 28 to 1041 and encodes 337 amino acids. The record is from RefSeq and is a predicted model, not a curated record. Gene Ontology annotation, molecular function: pheromone receptor activity.